Molecule: messenger RNA, 1158 nt
Organism: Hyphopichia burtonii NRRL Y-1933
Lineage: Eukaryota; Fungi; Ascomycota; Pichiomycetes; Serinales; Debaryomycetaceae
Product: TauD/TfdA dioxygenase family protein
Exons: 1
Coding region: 1-1158 (385 amino acids)
Biological process (GO): sulfur compound catabolic process
Cellular component (GO): cytoplasm
Molecular function (GO): sulfonate dioxygenase activity
Source: RefSeq, a predicted model, not a curated record
AUGUCUAAUCAUCAACACUACGGUAACUACGAUAUUCACUUUGUCGAAGGGAAGGACGAAAUCGAUCAAGAUGGUACUUUGGUUAUUAAUAAGGCCAACCGAUCAACUGCCAAAUUUCCCGAUUUCUUACCAACUUGGAACCCAAAUGAAAAAUAUCCACCAUUGAAAUUUUUCAAAUACGAAGACCCUGGUUUGAAAGCCGAUGCUUCAUUUAAAAGCUUAUUCCCACAAGACGGUGAUUAUACCGUUAAGAAAUUAUCUCCCAAAUUAGGUAGUGUGAUUAGUGGGAUCCAACUUUCCCAAUUAAAUGAUGAAGCUAAAAAUGAUUUGGCUCGUUUUAUUGCAGAAAGGGGAAUUGUCGCUUUUAGAGAUCAAGACUUCACCCAUCAAGGUCCUCAGAAGUGUGUUGAGUUUGCUGAAUAUUUUGGUCCGUUACAUAUUCAUCCAACUUCUGGUGCUCCUAAAAACAUUCCAACGAUUCAUGUCACUUAUAGAAGAGCUGAUGAAAAAGAUGAACGAGUUUUCGCAAAUAAUACCAAUUCCAUCUUAUGGCACUCGGAUUGUUCUUUUGAAUUACAACCUCCUGGUUAUACUAUUUUCAGUAUCUUAGAAGGGCCUGAAAGCGGUGGUGAUACUCUUUUCGCCAAUAACGUUGAAGCCUAUAAAAGAUUAUCUCCUGCUUUCCAACAAAGAUUACAAGGUUUACACGUAUUACAUACUUCUGAAGAUCAAGCCUCCAACUCAAGAGGUCAAGGAGGUGUGGAAAGAAGAAAACCAGUUAGUUAUAUUCAUCCUUUAAUCAGAGUUCACCCAGUUACAAAAGAAAAAUAUAUCUACCUCAAUAAACCUUUUUCAAGACAAAUUAUUGAAUUAAAAGAAGAAGAAAGCACCAUGUUAUUGGACUUCUUAUAUAGACAUUUGGAAUUAUCCCACGAUUUACAAAUCAGAGCUAAUUGGGAACCAAAUACCGUGGUUAUGUGGGAUAACAGAUCAACCACCCACAGUUCUUGUAAUGAUUAUGCCGAUGACACCUCGGCAAGACACGGAAUGAGAAUUAGUUGUCAAGCUGAAAGACCAGUCGAAUCCUUACUGGACCUCAAUAAUGAAGAUAUAAGCAUUGGUGAUAUUGCCGAUGCUUUGAAAAAAACUCAUACCUAA